AUGAUCAGACCACAGCUGCGGCCAGCUGGGCUCGGACAACUUCUCCUGCUCUGGCUGCUGCUGCCUCCAGCGCCCUGGCCUGCAGUGGACGCUAGGCGGUCCCGGUCCUCGCUGUCCUGCCCGGCGGUCUGCGACCCCACGCGCUGCCCGCCGCUACCCACCUGUUCGGCCGGGGCCGCGCCAGUGCUGGACCGCUGCCGCUGCUGCCGUGUCUGCGCCGCGGCGGAGGGCGAGGCCUGCGGCGGAGCGCUCAGCCGGCCGUGCGCUCCUGGGCUGCAGUGCCGCGCGCCACCCGGCUCCCGGCGCCUGGGGGACUCGGGGGUCGGCACCUGCGGCUGCCCGGCGGAGGGGGAGGCCGUGUGUGGCAGCGACGGGCGCACCUAUCCCAGCCUGUGCGCGCUCCGCGCGGAGAACCGCGCCGCCCGCCUGCGGGGCGAGCUCGCGGCCGUGCCGGUGCAGAAGGGCGACUGUGCAGACCCAGGGACGCGAGGAGCAGGCCAGCCCAGGAACAAGUUCAACUUCAUCGCCUCGGUGGUGGAGAAGGUGGCGCCGUCUGUGGUUCACUUGCAGUUGUACCGCAGGUCACUUUUCAGUGGGGAGGAGAUUCCUGCAUCCAGUGGCUCUGGUUUCAUAGUGUCUGAGGAUGGACUUAUUAUUACCAAUGCCCAUGUCAUCACCAACCGGCGGCGGAUCCAGGUGGAGCUCCAAAAUGGUGUCCAGUAUGAAGCCACUGUUAAGGACAUUGACCAUAAAUUGGAUCUUGCACUGAUAAAGAUUGAGCCUAAAACUGACCUUCCUGUAUUGUUGCUGGGGAGGUCAUCUGACCUGCGGGCUGGAGAGUUCGUAGUAGCCUUGGGCAGCCCAUUUUCUCUGCAGAACACAGUAACUGCAGGGAUUGUUAGCACUACUCAGCGAGGGGGCAAAGAGCUGGGGCUGAAGAAUUCCGACAUUGAUUAUAUCCAGACCGACGCCAUCAUUAAUCACGGGAAUUCUGGGGGACCUCUGGUGAAUUUGGAUGGUGAUGUGAUUGGCAUAAAUACACUGAAGGUGACCGCAGGUAUCUCGUUUGCAAUUCCUUCUGAUAAAAUCCGACAGUUCUUGGCAGAAUACCAUGAGCGCCAGUUGAAAGGAAAAGCUCUUACACAAAAGAAAUACCUGGGUCUGCGAAUGCUGCCCCUUACUAUGAACCUUCUUCAAGAAAUGAAAAGGCAAGAUCCAGAUUUCCCUAAUGCACAUUCUGGGGUUUUUAUAUAUGAAGUGAUUCAAGGAUCAGCUGCUGAAAGCUCUGGGUUGAGAGACCAUGAUGUAAUUGUCAGCAUAAACGGACAACCUGUUACCACCACCACUGACGUUAUUGAAGCUGUUAAGGACAAUGAUUUCCUUUCCAUCAUGGUUCGCAGAGGAAGUCAAACUUUGGUCAUGACAGUCACACCCGAAAUAAUCUACUAAGUAUCUUGUUUUAAAGAGAAACUGCAUAACAAAACCAAAGCUGUAUUACUUGAUUUGUGUUGAAGAUGUGCCAAAGAUAGCAAGGGUAGUUUGAGAAUCUCUUAUAAAGAAAAAUGAAUGCUUUAAAGCACACACACACACACACACACACACACACAUUUCAGGGAACAUUAAAUUGGGGGUUCUAUACAGCUGCUAAGAAGCAAGUAGGAGGACAUGGUGCCAGGAAUCUGGGGAGCUGACAAAACUUUAUUUAAAGAUCAGAAACAAUGGGAAAGCAGGCACAGUUACUAAUUUAACCCUGACAAGAGCAAACGUUAGUAAUUUCUCUGUAGUCACAAACUAGAUAUAACACCAACAUACAGAUAGAAUAGAUCUAUCCACCAAAUAACAAGAAACUACCUGAGUCCCAACUGCAAAGGAAAUCAAAUCUUUAAUAAUACUCCUUUACUUAAUCAGCUUUUUAGGUUGUACCACAUUUGCCUGGCUUGUGGAUAUAGAGGGAUGGGCAUUAUUUAGAUUUCAAACUGAAACUGACAACAGCAGAUUAUCAGAGGGGGUACUAAAGAUCCUCCGGUUACCACUUUGAGUUAAAUUGUUAUGUAACUUUGGUCUCUAAUAGCUGUUCUGUGAGAAGGGCUUCCACUAUAACCAUACAACAAAUACUUUAAUAACUUAGAUGUUUACCUUUCUACCCAAGCUCCAACUUUUUGGCAUUAGUGAGUUAAAGUCUGAAAGCUGUCAAAAGUUUUUUUUUUUUUUUU
Condylura cristata (star-nosed mole) is the source of this 2213-nucleotide messenger RNA. It is a transcript of the gene HTRA4, whose product is annotated as HtrA serine peptidase 4. The record is from RefSeq and is a predicted model, not a curated record. Gene Ontology annotation, molecular function: protein binding; serine-type endopeptidase activity. The transcript has 9 exons. Gene Ontology annotation, biological process: proteolysis; positive regulation of apoptotic process; programmed cell death. Bases 1 to 1449 code for a protein of 482 amino acids. Gene Ontology annotation, cellular component: extracellular region. Lineage: Eukaryota; Metazoa; Chordata; Mammalia; Eulipotyphla; Talpidae.